Molecule: messenger RNA, 969 nt
Organism: Papaver somniferum (opium poppy)
Lineage: Eukaryota; Viridiplantae; Streptophyta; Magnoliopsida; Ranunculales; Papaveraceae
Product: probable WRKY transcription factor 41
Exons: 4
Coding region: 325-915 (196 amino acids)
Biological process (GO): regulation of DNA-templated transcription
Cellular component (GO): nucleus
Molecular function (GO): DNA-binding transcription factor activity; transcription cis-regulatory region binding
Source: RefSeq, a predicted model, not a curated record
AGAGUUGGUAGGAUUCUGUUUGGGAGGAGAGAAGUGUAUUAUGGCAGACCCCUUUGGACGCGCCAGAAAUUGAGUGCAAGUUGUUCAUUCCUCAAAUUUUAUCAUUCUUGGAAAAUUCCCUUUCCAUGUCAAGUGGGAUUGAGUCGGAAGUUGGAAAUCUAUCUCAAAUUUAGGGGAUCGACGAGCUCAGUUAUCCCAACCGAUUCACAUUGUUCUAUCAAUGAAUGCCCUCGUAGUGAUUAUACGUCCGAUCUCGUGGGAAUCCCCUCCAAGAAGAGGAAAACAGUACUGAGAUGGACAGAACAAGUGCCGGAACAUACAGGAAUGGACGGUCCCGUAGAUGAUGAGUAUAGUUGGAGGAAAUAUGGAAUGAAUUACGUUUUUGGAGCCAGAUAUCCAAGAAGCUAUUACAGAUGUAAAUUACAAAGGUGCUUGGCUUUGAAACAAGUUCAACGUUCCGAGGAAGACCCAUCAACGUUUGUUGUCACGUACCGGCGAAGACAUACUUGUAUUCAAUUUUCAAACAGGCAUGAUCAACUAGAUGAAAAACGACAGAGAAGAUCUCUCGACACAGUAAUCAAUUUUCAAACCGGUUGUCAUGUUAAAACGGAGGAAUCCGGUGAGGAAAAAGUAGUACUAAAAUCACCUUCAUUAUCAUUUCCUUCUGCUCCAUUGCCCACUCCAACUCUAAGUAUAGAGAGAGAUAAAAAUUCCUCUUCAAUGACAACUGAUAAUCAUUCACUUCAUUUGACGAAUGAGUAUAAGGUGAUUCUUGUUUUCCAUUUGAUGGAUAGGUCCUUAUUAAUUUUGUUCAAUUACCAAGUAGUUCUUAUUAAAACAGUAAUUAUUUUUCUCUUAAUUGUGGAGAUCAUAUCAAUUCGAUGUGAUGUCCAACGAACAUCAUUAAGCUUCUAAGCUAAUAUUUGCGUAUCUACAUGUAUCAGAUUUUUCUCUUCAUAGUUUGUUCAA